AUGGAAGGACAUGCCAAUGAUAUCAAGGCUGCAAUCGACGAGUUACAAAACAGACGACGAUCAAUAGGUAAACAGUUUGGUCGACCUAAAUCCCCGUUACCAGGCAAUACCAAAACAGAGUGGGAGAGACCGACAUGGUACUCACCUGUUCGUGGUGAUCAAAGCAAAUCAAGGAUUCCAGUAUAUUUAUUUGGUGAUGCAAAAGAUGUUGAUGACUGUGUGAGCCCUGGAGAACCAGAAGAUGAUCGAAGCAAAGGAGACGCACCAGUAGCUGCUAAAAUUGACGAAUAUGGUUUUUAUAAUGACAGCGAAAACUGGAUAAACAUUUAUACUAGUGAAUCAUAUCAAAAGCAUCCGCUUAAAGAGUCAGAAAUUUAA
Molecule: messenger RNA, 378 nt
Organism: Zychaea mexicana
Lineage: Eukaryota; Fungi; Mucoromycota; Mucoromycetes; Mucorales; Lichtheimiaceae
Exons: 1
Coding region: 1-378 (125 amino acids)
Source: RefSeq, a predicted model, not a curated record